AUCCACGUUUAUAUGAUCAGCGCAUUGUACGACAAAGAUUCAAAAAUCGACAACUCACACACGCCGAUCACUCUCCGCCGUUGAUGGUCCACGAUGCCGGCCCUGCUGGAGGACCCAGAGUCGGCCGUCGUUUAUCGGCAAUCUGGGCAGGGUCCGUAUCCGACCCCAGAAAAUCCGCAAAUCCCCUCCUCCAUUUUCCCUAGGACCGUCACGCUCAGGGAUCGUGUUACAAUUGCGACUCUUGUGCCUUUCUUCUCGCCUGAGGCAGUUCCGAAACGAUUAUUAGCUUAUCUUUCCGAAAAUCUCAACAAGGAGAUCGAGGGUGGAGAUACGUACCCGAUGAUCGACCCUCUGCCACUCGAGACUUUUGGGCCUUAUUGGUUUGGUAAUUUCGGUGCGGUCAUGAUCUUGGGUGAUAUUGGAGGUAUUGAAGGGGUCCAGGACCUGGAUCGAAACGGUGCUGACUGGGACAAACUUUGUCUGGGGAGUUUCUACGUCAAACCCAACUACCCCGGUCGUAGUAGUCACGUAUGCAAUGGUGGUUUCCUGGUCACCCCAGCGGCACGAAACAAAGGUGUCGGGAGGUCUAUGGGCCGGUGCUAUCUCGACUGGGCACCCCAAUUAGGCUACACGUACUCUGUCUUCAACCUGGUCUACGAGUCCAAUACUGCUUCCACAAGGAUAUGGGACUCGCUUGGAUUCAAACGCAUUGGUAAGGUUCCUGGCUGUGGAAAUUUGAAAUCGUCCAGCGAACCUGUAGAUGCCAUCAUUUACGGAAGAGAUCUGAAAACGGACCUCGAUGGUGAUCAAUCCGAGGAGAGAUUCGAUAAAAUUCGAUACUACUUGAGACAUCAAUUAUAUCCACAGGGCGCGGGCAGGUCAGAAAAAAGCCGACUUAGGAGUGCCGCAACGCACUAUAAACUAGUGGGUGGUCAGGAUGGUAUCCCGGAAAAGCUCUUCUUGAAGGACAAGGAAGUCAUUUCCGACCCUCAAGCACAAUACGAUAUCGCCACACAGAUACAUCUACAGUCGCACGGAGGCAUCAACAAAACCACUGCCAUCAUAGCUACCCAAUAUCACUGGAUUCGCAUCAAAGAAACCGUGAGUCAUGUGAUCAAGAACUGUCCGGACUGUAAGGACGUGAACAAACCUCCAGUCAGUCGACUCGAAAACAGACCUCGAAGCAAGACAGUUGAUGAAGCACCUGCGACACUACCGGCACCGGCACCGGCAACGUCCCCGCCGUCGCCACCACCGCCGCCCCCUCCCCCUCCUCCUUCUACUCAACCUUCACUGCCUCCACAACCUCCACUGCCUCAACAACCUCCUGUCGAGAUUCAAAGCACGUCUCAAGAAGAUAUAACCCCCAAUCGUUUAUCAGAUCACGACUUCGCUUCAAUACAGCAGCAAAUGGAUCUUGCUAAUGACCAUCUGACUGAUCCCAAUGGGCACGUGCAAAGUAAUGGCAACCUCGAUGCACAUCUUCACCCUGAGCCGCAUCUGCAUCCGGAGCUGCACCCUGACGCCCAUCUUCAUGAUGCGCAUCUCAAUGCUUAUGAUGAGAUGGCCAUCGACCCGCAGAUCAUGGAGCAGAUCCAAGCCAUGACCGAGUACGACCAGAAUACACAUGCUUAUGUUCAAGCCGGAUUGGGUCAAUUUGAGGCUCCACACCUACAGUCGCAUGAUCCGCACGAUUUUAAUCAUCAGCCCCAAGACCAUGGCUUCAUGAACGACGCCAACGGCGCCAUCAUGACACAUGAUCAUGUCAUGGACGACAGCGGCACAGGGACAGGGCUUAGCAACAUGCAACCUAUUCAACAUGUGUUACCCAUGGACUACCUCGAAACUCCGAACAAUCAACAGUUUAAACUUGAGCCAUGAAAGUGAUGCUGUCGGGCGUUUUGGGAAAAGCUGGAUUUAUGGAGCACGCAGGUGAACGAGCUCACGACGAUGAUUUAUACCGCGUCACGCAGAAUGACCUUUCUCUUCGAUAUGAACAUACUUUGAUCAACAGCGCUUUUAGAAUACCCGAUGCUUGAAGUACCGGAGUUGCGCCAAACUUGGGAAAUUAUAGAGUGUAGAUAAAGAUAAAAGAAACUUGCUUGGGGAGCAAUUCCCGCCAAUAUG
Molecule: messenger RNA, 2127 nt
Organism: Exophiala oligosperma
Lineage: Eukaryota; Fungi; Ascomycota; Eurotiomycetes; Chaetothyriales; Herpotrichiellaceae
Exons: 2
Coding region: 94-1881 (595 amino acids)
Molecular function (GO): acyltransferase activity, transferring groups other than amino-acyl groups
Source: RefSeq, a predicted model, not a curated record